AUGGCUGAGAACACCCAGAAUCAGUUGGACAUUGAUGUUGAUGGUCCUGAUGAAGGAUCAGAUGGACCCCAGAAUACAUCCAACUUGACCAUUCGACGAGCAGUUAGUGUUACACUUGCGACGCAUGCCGAACUCGCAAGUGAGAGAAAGAUCGACAUCAUCGAUCGCCGUCUUGAGGCGCUCACUGAGCUCAUGCGGGAUAUGAAGAUGAAUAUGCCAUCUGCAAACUCUCAGCCGAGCCAAAACCACACGCCCAAAUCUGAUUCCACACGCCAAUCAUCAGCCCAAGCCUCCAGCUCAACGCCCUACGGCCAUCUUACUCAACCCAAUGCCGACAGCCCGGUCAUUGAAGGAGAGUCUUCUUUAGCUGCUCAUGGUGAAUUUGCAAACGAGUUUCUCAAAAAUGCCGUCGGGACAGAGUCUCUACAAGGCGCCAGUCUUGAGCUACGUGAAACUCUGGAUUCUCUGCAUCACAUUGUCAGCUCAUUGAAGCAACAGACGGCUGCUACAGAGAUGUCUUAUCCGUAUGCUAGACUGGUACCCCGCCCUACACUCAAGAACCAUGAGUUGCCACCAGUACAGACAGCUGUUUCCAUUAUACGGGAAUGUGAAAGUGAGAACUCGGAGAUUUCAGCUUGGAUCAGAGAAUUCUUCUCACUGGAGAACUUCUCUGGCAUGUGCCUUCAUGUAUACUUCUCAGAGGAUGUCGCAGAAGCUGAUUUCAUCCUCGUGAAUGUCGGUCUGAUGUACAUGUUCAUGGAUCGUCAGCAGCGCUCGACCAAUAAAAAAGAACAGGAAGAGUGUGAGGAAUAUUGCAUGAAACUUCGAGAGAACACCGAGACUGCGUUGGCAAACCUUCCUUUUCAUCUUCCUGCGACUUCGAAUAUGAUCUCUGCUCUUCUGCUUGGGGCAUUUUAUGCUAUUGAAAUAUCAAAGCCAUCACUCUCAUGGACUUUGUCAUGCAAAGCAUCUGAGCUAUGCCAAACCCUGGGAUAUCACAGAAUAUCAACUAUGAAGAAUGACAAGCCCAUCGAGGCGCAACGGAAGAAGUUCCUCUUUUGGAAUACAUACUUCAUCGACAAGAGUCUAUCUCUCCGUCUCGGCAGGGCUUCCACUAUACAGGAUUGGGAUGUGACCGUGCCCCUUCCCACUCAGAGUAACAGCAACUCUACCCCUCUGUCCGCCUUUAUCUCGCUUUGGGUCGCUACAGCUCGAUGCCAAGGCCAUAUAUACGAGCUACUUUACAGUCCAGACUCUAUGACACAGUCAGAUGACGUGAGGAGAUUCCGUGCUCAGAAGUUGGUGGCCGAUUUAGACGACAUCGCGAGGAGGAGUCGAGAACUGAGUAGAACCCGAGAAAAGGAAGUCAGGACAAAACUUGGGGAAUAUUUCUUCGACUUCAUUCUUAUCUCUGACGACGUACUCCGGCUUUCAUUGCGUACCCUGAUUUACAGGGCUACUCCCGCGCCCCCUAAUUCCAGAGGGACAUUUAUCCCAGAAUGUAUUGAGGCUGCACGUGCGACUCUGCAGCGUCAUCAAGACUGUAUGAACCUCCUGGGACGAGAUAACACAUUGUAUUUUCCGUCUUAUGUUCACUGGACUGUUCUCUUUGCUCCUUUCAUCCCUUUUAUUGUAGUCUUUUGUCAGGUCAUCGAGACUCAAGACCAAACCGACCUUGCCCGUCUCCACAGCUUCUGUACGUCUAUGGAAACCAGCAUUCCACUAUCAGAUGCAGCGGGUAAGACACACCGCCUGUUCCAAGUUCUCUACACCGUGGCACUUCGUUACAUCGAGUUUCGUACAACCUCCCCUCCUCCAGAACAGACACAAGCAAGCGCUGAGCUUAAUAACUAUCUCGCUGCACUCGGCUUUCCUCCAGCUGGUAUCAACAACGGAGGCCAUCAAGCAACCCACAUGAAUCCUGACCAAACCGGUGCCUUUUCACAGCCUCUGGGGGAUAUGGGCAUGAUUGAUGAUGCAGAGGGUCAAAGAGGGGCAAACACCAUGAUGUGGAUGGGCAAUACGGCGCAGCUUGAGGAAUGGUUCAACAGUAAUCAGCAGAUGAUGGAGUUACUUGAAGAGCCCAGCUUUACGUUUCCUCAGCAGCAAUAA
Fusarium sp. VM40 is the source of this 2112-nucleotide messenger RNA. The record is from the annotation of a GenBank genome assembly. NCBI's taxonomy places the organism in Eukaryota, Fungi, Ascomycota, Sordariomycetes, Hypocreales, Nectriaceae.